Ictalurus punctatus (channel catfish) is the source of this 3107-nucleotide messenger RNA. RefSeq names its product zinc finger protein 135. The transcript has 9 exons. The record is from RefSeq and is a predicted model, not a curated record. Lineage: Eukaryota; Metazoa; Chordata; Actinopteri; Siluriformes; Ictaluridae. The coding region runs from base 111 to 2972 and encodes 953 amino acids. Gene Ontology annotation, molecular function: DNA-binding transcription factor activity, RNA polymerase II-specific; RNA polymerase II cis-regulatory region sequence-specific DNA binding. Gene Ontology annotation, biological process: regulation of DNA-templated transcription.
UGCUUUUGUUUUGAAAUGUCCAGACCGGAAGUUUUCCCUCUCACUUCGGCUCACAGAGUAAACCGUGUUAUUAGGCUAAUGUUAAGCCACUAUAACUUGACCUAACGUUAAUGGCUGAGUUUGCAAUGGAUAAACAAGUGUUACCAAAACCGGAAGACCAAGGCUUCAGACUUCCUCUGUCCUCUGUGCGCCUGCUGGUCCCUCCUCUGCGCCUGAUGUCUGCCUUUAUGUGGCAGGUGCUGCAGCAGAAAAACAUAGUGCACUAUGGGAAACUGGAGGAGUUCGUCUCUAUGGUUACGGAGACAGUGCCACACCUGCUGAGUUACAGACAAAGAGUUCAGCUCAUCCUGGGACUGAGGGCACGGAUGAUCUUAGAGAUGUUACACAAGCCAGAGGAUGUGAAACUUGUCCAGGUCCAUUUGGACAAAAUGAGACUUCCUGAUGUUCCAGCUGGAUGCCCAGUAGAUGUCGAUUCAGAUUUGGAGCUCUCUGUGUCGAACUUUAAGGCACUUAUCCUUGCACUGUUGAAGGAUCCUGCAAUAAAAGCUUACUUCUUUCAGGAGGUGUUUCCUGUGGAAUACGGCCCGCGGUACGACACGGCGCUGAAGGAACUAAUGUGGGAACUGCUGUCUUGUCUGGAGAGGCUCUUUCCUGUCCCAGACUUUAAAAAGACUUUAUCCUGGCUCAUUCCUGCCCCUGUUGGUCUGGAUGAAUGCAUGCAGUCUGAACCAAAACACCUGAAAGCACUGUUUCAGCAACACAAACUCAUCGGCAACGUCGACCAUCAAAACUGGACCAAAGGUUCCACAUUAGACACUCUUUCUGCUACCUCAGGGGACUGUAUAAUUUCCUCGCUUUCUGUCCCUCCAUCAACACACAUGGCGGUCACCACCACCGAAUCCAUGGCCUACCACAUCCAGCCGACCACUGUGAACAUCCUGAGCCAGAGUGCCCUCGGCCAGUUGGGCUCCGAGUCCAUCAUUGUGACUGAUUACACUGAGGUCGAGUUGGGCAGUAAUGAAGUGGCUGAAGAAUCGGUGGACAGGUGCGUGGAGGUGCAGACCGGGAGCAGCUCCGAAGUGGAGGUUUUCAGCAACCAAACUGCUGUAGAAGAAGAGGAGAUAAAUACCGUCGAACUUCCCAAAGACCAAGAGAGCAACAGGAACAGUGAGGAGGAGAGAAGUCUUUGUGAGAAAUCUAUACAAUGUGACAUCAGAGACGGAGGUGGAGUAGCAUCCUUCACUGAGCUCAGGACCACGGGUAAUGAUGACUCAGGGUCCACAAAAGCUGAAGGAACUGAAUCUGAUGGAGAAAGACAAAAUAGAGAGCUUAAGGAGACAAAGAAAGAUGCAACGCAGACUUCUGUUUGUCAGGAGGAUGACCAAGAACCUAACACCACUCUUAAUAAGGAUAAGAGCUCGCCUAUAGCAAGCAAGGACCAAGCAGUACCAGUGCGAAGGGGGCGUGGAAGACCGAGGAAGAACGUAGUAGCACCAAAAGCAGUUCAGAACGGGAGACGGGGGAGACGACUCAAAGCUGAAAAAGCCACAGAGGAAAAGAAUAAUGAAGACAUCGGAGAGAAAACAGAUGGAGAGUCCAAGACAGUCGAGGCUGGACACAACGGAAUGGACGUUACAGAGUCGUCUCGCGAUCUAAGCCCACCAAGAUCCCAUAAAGCCGAAGCAUCAGAAAAUCCUCGCGCCCGUUACGUGUGUAACACGUGUGGCCGUAAAUUCACCCGCACGUCCGAUGUCCGGCGCCACCAGUUGACUCAUACGGGUGAGCGUCCGUUCCGUUGUGCUCACUGCGAGAAGACGUUCCAGCAUGCAUGGGACCUGACUAAGCACUGCCGCAAGUUUCACGGCGAAGCCACGUUCUCUUGCCGCCUCUGUCCAAGCCAGUUCAUCAAUUUUCGCGCGUUGACCGCCCACCACAAGAAGAGCCACGCCAGCGAGCUGCCCCACUACUGCUCCAUCUGCGGCCAGGCCAGUCCCAAUGCGGCCGCUCUUGUGCAGCAUCGGAAAACGCACAGCGCCACUCAGCAGUAUCUCUGUGAACAGUGUGGUGAAGGCUUCGACACGUUAUUGCAGCGCUCGAUCCACAGACAGAGCCACCGCAUGCACCGCACGUUUAAAUGUCCGCAGUGCGACAAGACGUACUCGCGACAGGCCGACGUCAAGCGUCAUCUGCUGAGCCACACGGGCGAGCGGCCGCAUCAGUGCAACCUCUGUGGAAAGAGCUUCGCGCUCCGUGCCGGCCUCCAGAAACACCAACUCACUCACACAGGUGAGAGGCCUUUCCCCUGCCCUCAUUGUCCCAAGGCGUUCAACCUGCUCUCCAUUAUGCGUCGACACGAGCGCAUGCACACGGGAGAGCGCCCGUUCCUGUGCUCGCAGUGUGGCAAGCGCUUCCUGUCGCUCGGAGAACUCCUCAAGCACGACAAGUCGCACACGGACGCCAGGCCACACUUGUGCAGUCAGUGCCAGAAGAGCUUCAAGUCCAAGCGGGCCCUGCGCGAGCACGUUCUCAGCCACAGUGGUACGCGCCCAUAUUCCUGCAACUACUGUGACAAGAAAUUCUCCAAGCCUUUCGCUUUGAACCGGCAUCAUUUGAUGCACACAGGCGAGAGACCCUUCGCAUGCUUGCACUGUGGGAAAACCUUCCUGACAUCAGCGGAGUUGGCCUUGCACAAGCGCAUACACACCGGAGAGCGGCCCUACAUCUGCACAGAGUGCCCGUGGAAGUUUCGGAGUUCGUCGGAGUUGGCGCGUCACAGGCGUACACACGGCCAGCAGAGGGCGUACACCUGCAGCUACUGUCCCAAGAUGUACACUAGCACGUCCAAACUGAAAAACCAUAUGCGAAUGCACACCGGGGAGGUCAACACAAAGUGCCCUGAAGACAUUAGCCAUACAGAGGAAGUCCAAGAGGUCAUACUGAUAGAGAAUGACAUGUCUGAUAGCCUCUCAUGACAGACCUGGUGGAAACGUGACCGCGGACACGUUUAUAUUCUCAGUGAACAUCGAAUAGACUGAGACUUGAAUUUGUUUCUGCAAUGAUGUGUAAUGGAUUCACUAUAUAAUGCAUAUUAAACUGAAUAUUCUAUA